GCGGAGGAAGAGGGCGCGCAGGCCAGACCCCGGUCCCGGCCGGCGAACGGCCCGGGCCUGGCUGCGUUGCCGUACCUCCGCCUCCGUCACCCACUUAGUGUUUUAGGAAUUAAUUACCAGCAGUUCCUCCGCCACUACCUGGAACACUACCCGAUCGCUCCGGGCAGAAUCCAGGAGCUGGAAGAACGCCGCAGGAGGUUCGUGGAAGCCUGCCGAGCCCGGGAAGCCGCGUUCGAUGCCGAGUAUCAGCGGAAUCCCCAGAGGAUGGAUUUUGACAUUUUGACAUUUACUAUAGCUCUCACCGCAUCUGAGGUUAUCAAUCCUCUGAUAGAAGAACUUGGUUGUGAUAAGUUCAUCAGUAGGGAAUAGUCUGGUGAUGGAACUGCCUCGAGGAGAGCGAGACUUAAACACCGGUCCUGUCGCGUUUUGAAAAGUCAUUGUAUAUGAGAUGAGGCCAUAGUUGGGGGGGGGGGAGGGAAGUUUAUCAUGAAAAAAGCGUCAGGAAAGAGCGAGAAAAGAUUCGAAGCCUCGUGACUCCUCUGACGUUGAGUUUGCGGUUGAUAACAGAUUCUUUGCCCUGCGUGGUGGAAAUGUCUUUCAAAAAUUGCUGCCCCAAAACGUGAAGGAGAAGUUUUAUGAAACUGAGACUUGAUGAAGAAAUAUUGCCGGUAAUAGAGCCCGUGGUGAUGAGAGAAAUUGUCAGAUAACUGAUGGUGGGCAUCAGGAGUCACAGCUGAGUUAUCCUGUGGAGAGACUGGAAGCCCACGGAGAGAACUUGAAAUUGUCAGAAUAUGUGCUCUCCUCGCCCUCAGGUUCCACAGAAGGUUUUGUCUAAGUCGAUUUUGUGUUCUCGGAGGCAUUUCAAGUGGCAAACGAUGUAACUGUUGUAUAUAUUACGUGAUAAAUUACGUGUUCAAGAA
This is a messenger RNA of Leptonychotes weddellii (Weddell seal), 920 nucleotides long. Its product is annotated as EP300-interacting inhibitor of differentiation 2. Gene Ontology annotation, molecular function: transcription corepressor activity. The record is from RefSeq and is a predicted model, not a curated record. Gene Ontology annotation, biological process: negative regulation of DNA-templated transcription. Gene Ontology annotation, cellular component: nucleoplasm. Lineage: Eukaryota; Metazoa; Chordata; Mammalia; Carnivora; Phocidae.